AUGACUGUAUAAAUUACAGUACAUUAACGUUAUAUCACAGCAACGUUGAUCCAGUGAUGGACAGAGUGAUGGACUUAAUAUUUUCCUGUGUACUUCAGUUCAGAUGGAGCUUGCAGAUACAAGCGAUCUUUGGAUAAGCAUCUUAGGAAAUGACUCCUUGCUGCAGCCUCUGUGGGACAGCAUGAGGCUCAACUACAGAGACUAUUUGAGAUCUCCACUCUUCCCCGUUGUUCUGAGUGUGUCCUCCUACUUUGUCUUCUGCCUUCCUUUUCUCAUGUGCGACAUCAUGGGAGAAAGGUGUGCAUGGGUCCAGCAAUUCAAGAUACAACCAAGCCAACGUCCUACAGCCUCUACACUGCUGCACUGUGCAAGUGUCUCCUUGUAUCACCAUGUGCUUCUUAUGCUCCCAGCAUCAGUGGCCCAAUGGGCAUGGAUGCCACCUGUGGACCUGCCGGAUCAGGCUCCGUCCCUGCUGGAGCUUAUUGCUGGGGUGAUAGGCAACCUCCUGAUCUUUGACUUCCAGUACUUCAUCUGGCACAUACUCCAUCACAGAAUCCGCUGGCUGUAUGUCACUUUCCAUGCCAUCCAUCAUAAUUACUCAUCCCCUUCUGCUUUAGUCACACAGUAUCUUAGCAGCUGGGAGCUGAUCACAAUAGGCUUUUGGACCACCAUAGAUCCUAUCAUCCUGAGAUGUCACCUACUCACCACAUGGGUCUUCAUGGUGUCAACCGUCUACCUUUCUAUUGAGGAUCACUGUGGCUAUGAUUUCCCCUGGUCCACAUCACGCCUGAUACCUUUUGGCAUCUAUGGCGGACCCAGUAAACACGAUGUGCACCAUCAGAAACCCCACACCAAUUUCGCACCAUUCUUCAGCCACUGGGAUAAAAUAUUUGGCACGCAUGCUGAUUUCAGCUUCUCUACUGCUAUGAAGUAGAAAUCCAUGACAUUGUUGCUAAGGCUAUAGAAAGAGAACUGCUUUUAUUCAUCUGUGUUUGUUUUUUCCAACUCAUUUGAAUGUUAAAUUGUGAAGGGGUUCAAUUUAAAGACAAAUACAUUUUCCUUUGCUUAGAAGCACAUCAUUGUGUUGUAUUUGAAGAAACCCCACUGUUAGAAAUAAAAGGUGUUUCCCUGUAGCUUUGAUUAUAAUGACUAAAUCUGUUAAUCAUAUCUUAAAAGAUUCUGUCAUUUGAACACAUGCACAAUAUAAAUCAUGCUUAAAUGCAUCUGUCUCCAAGUGUGUCUGGUUACUUCGAAAAUGACCCUGAGCUUUAGACAUGGCUUACAUUACAUUCUUACUCUUAUAAAUAAUAUAUAAUUUGAGCCACUUUUCCACUCAUUACCAGCAUCUUGUUUCCUUCCUUCCAUUGUGCGGACAAAAAUAUUUGACUACAUUUUCAUUUAAAAUCUCCAUAGUACAGAGGUACCAUUGGUAAUGCAUUUUUAUCAAAUUAUUAGUUAAUAGUUAGUUAAAUCACAACAUCAAAUCACAACAUUUCAAGCGCUCUUACUGAUCAUAUACCCUCAUUCCACAUUAUUCCUAUAAAUGUAUGUGUUUUUUGUAUAAAAAUUAAAAUGCAACAAUCAAAUUUGCAUUUAACUCCCAAAUACCUGUAUGGGCAUAUGGGGUUAGUAGAUACAUUUUUUCUGUUUGAAUUCAUUUUAAUAAAAAUAAAUAAGAAAAUUACCUUAUUUCUGCAUUUAUGGUGUCACCAGCAAGCCUCUUGUAUUUUUGAUGUCAUGUAUGCUGACCAGUGAUCCCAGAGCAGUGGUGGAAAGUAAUUAAGUACCUUUACUCAAGUUGUAUUGGGGUACAAUUUUAAGGUACUUGUACUUCACUUGAGUAUUUCCACAUCCACAUGCCUGUACUGAAUUGGGUAAAAUGGAUUUUGUACACUUUUGUGCACCUUUUGCAUGGAAUUAGUUACAGAAUGACUGGAAACUAACAGAGUCAAUAUCAAUGACAACUUAUAAAUCUAAACUGGGGUUACUUCAGGACAACUCUAUAACAUGUGCAUGUUUUUCAUAAUCUGUUUGUAAUUGAAUUAUUU
Molecule: messenger RNA, 2048 nt
Organism: Centropristis striata (black sea bass)
Lineage: Eukaryota; Metazoa; Chordata; Actinopteri; Perciformes; Serranidae
Gene: ch25hl1.2
Product: cholesterol 25-hydroxylase like 1, tandem duplicate 2
Exons: 2
Coding region: 104-934 (276 amino acids)
Biological process (GO): sterol biosynthetic process; cholesterol metabolic process
Molecular function (GO): iron ion binding; steroid hydroxylase activity; C-4 methylsterol oxidase activity
Source: RefSeq, a predicted model, not a curated record